AGUGGCCGCCGCCCAGGGUUGACGGAUCCCGGCGCUGGCCGGCGGAGAGCGAGUGUCCGCUGGCCCCGGGAAGCUGUGGGCGCCGGCUCUGCUCGCUCCAUGCUGCGCCUGUGAGGCCGGCCGCCGGCCGACGUCUCCCGGAGAUGGAGCACAUCCGGACGACCAAGGUUGAGCAAGUAAAAUUACUUGACCGAUUCAGUACCAACAACAAGUCAUUAACAGGAACGCUGUAUCUUACGGCCACGCAUCUGUUGUUUAUAGACUCUCACCAAAAAGAGACCUGGAUAUUGCACCACCACAUCGCCUCAGUGGAGAAACUUGCCUUGACUACUUCUGGAUGCCCACUUGUCAUUCAGUGCAAGAACUUCAGGAUUGUGCAUUUCAUUGUUCCCAGAGAACGGGACUGCCAUGAUAUUUACAACUCCUUGCUGCAGCUGUCAAAACAAGCAAAAUACGAAGAUCUGUAUGCAUUCUCUUAUAAUCCUAAACAAAAUGACUCAGAACGACUACACGGUUGGCACCUUAUUGACCUUGCUGAGGAAUAUAAGAGGAUGGGAGUGCCAAAUUCCAACUGGCAGUUGUCUGAUGCCAACCGAGAAUACAAGAUUUGUGAAACUUAUCCUAGAGAACUUUACGUUCCCCGGAUAGCAAGCAAACCAAUAAUUGUUGGUAGUUCCAAGUUCCGGAGCAAGGGAAGAUUCCCAGUUCUUUCUUAUUAUCAUCAGGACAAGGAGGCUGCCAUUUGUCGAUGUAGUCAGCCGUUGUCCGGAUUCAGUGCCAGGUGUCUGGAGGAUGAACAUUUGCUUCAAGCCGUCAGCAAAGCCAACCCGGCCAAUCGCUAUAUGUAUGUCAUGGACACCAGGCCCAAACACCGCAUGCAGAGCUGGUGGGAUACACAAAAGGACAUUGGCAAAAUAAUAGUGAGGAUUUCUUCAAAAAUCUGGAGUGAUGAGGAGCUAGAAGAAAGCGAUGAGGAAAAGCGACUCAAUGCCAUGGCAAACAGAGCAGCCGGAAAAGGUUAUGAAAACGAAGACAACUAUUCUAACAUUAGAUUUCAGUUUGUUGGAAUUGAGAAUAUUCAUGUCAUGAGAUCCAGUCUUCAGAAAUUAUUGGAAGUCAAUGGUACCAAAGGGCUUUGUGUCAAUGAUUUCUACUCUGGUUUGGAGAGCUCAGGCUGGCUUCGCCACAUCAAAGCUGUUAUGGAUGCUGCGAUCUUCUUAGCCAAAGCAAUCGUGGUUGAAAAUGCCAGUGUAUUGGUGCACUGUUCUGAUGGCUGGGAUAGGACUUCCCAGGUGUGCUCCCUUGGCUCUCUUCUGCUGGACCCCUUCUACCGCACAGUCAGAGGCUUCAUGGUUUUAAUAGAAAAAGAUUGGAUUUCUUUUGGACAUAAAUUUUCAGACAGGUGUGGCCAUUUGGAUGGUGACCCAAAGGAAGUCUCACCAGUGUUUACUCAGUUCUUGGAAUGUGUAUGGCAUUUGACUGAACAGUUUCCACAAGCCUUUGAAUUCAAUGAAGCAUUUCUUCUUCAGAUCCAUGAACAUAUUUACUCAUGCCAAUUUGGAAACUUCCUUGGAAAUUGUCAGAAGGAAAGAGAAGAACUCAAGCUGAAGGAAAAGACGUACUCCUUAUGGCCAUUUCUUUUGGAUGAGCUGAAGAAGUACUUAAAUCCUGUCUACAGUUCAGAAAGAUUCACAGUGUUGGAACCAAAUACAGUGUCAUUCAAUUUUAAGUUUUGGAGAAACAUGUACCACCAGUUUGAUCGAACGUUGCAUCCUAGGCAGUCUGUACUGAAUAGAAUUAUGAAUAUGAAUGAACAAAAUAAGCAGUUAGAGCAAGAUUUUAAAGACCUAGAAUCUAAAAUUAAACAAUGCAAAAACCAAGAGACAGAUGGCGUGCUCACCAAGGAACUGUUGCGUUCAGUUCAUCCUGAGUCACCUGCGCUGAAGGCCUCCCUGUGUCUGAAGGAGCAGACUCUGCUGCCCGGAAACGAUGCUCUGCGAACCAUAGAGGGCAGCAGCCCUGCGGACAAUCGGUACAGUGACUAUGCUGAGGAGUUCAGCAAGGCGGAGCCUGCUGUGGUCAGCCUGGAGUAUGGCGUGGCGAGAAUGACUUGUUAGGCUCACGCAGAUUUUCAGGACUGCCCUCAUACAAGAAAUGGAUUGUUGUGAGGAAGGUCUGUGUGUAUGGCCAAAAGGGAUCUGUUGAAUAAUGAUCUUAGAGUUUACCAGUAGGUAAAUUGCUGAAGAAAGGAUAACUGCCCUUGUGAGAAAAAUAAGUCUGUAUAAUUAAUAUUGUAGCAAAGAAUGACGUUCGGUCCUGUAAGAAAUGAGUGGUAUUUGGUGGAUUUCCGGAAAAUGCAGUUUGCACUGUAUACUAAUGAGUUAUUACUGUAUGAUUUGAAUUUGCCUUCCCGAAGUAUAAUUUAGCUACAGUGAAAUAAAACUUUACAAAAGAGUCCCUUAAUAAUUGACAUAGCAUGUGCUUUCAA
Ochotona princeps (American pika) is the source of this 2488-nucleotide messenger RNA. RefSeq names its product myotubularin related protein 6 (gene MTMR6). The record is from RefSeq and is a predicted model, not a curated record. The transcript is spliced from 15 exons. Bases 144 to 2117 code for a protein of 657 amino acids. Lineage: Eukaryota; Metazoa; Chordata; Mammalia; Lagomorpha; Ochotonidae. Gene Ontology annotation, biological process: dephosphorylation. Gene Ontology annotation, cellular component: nuclear envelope. Gene Ontology annotation, molecular function: phosphatidylinositol-3,5-bisphosphate phosphatase activity.